This is a messenger RNA of Malassezia vespertilionis, 279 nucleotides long. RefSeq names its product 60S ribosomal protein L43 (gene RPL43). The record is from RefSeq and is a predicted model, not a curated record. The transcript is spliced from 2 exons. Gene Ontology annotation, biological process: translation. The coding region runs from base 1 to 279 and encodes 92 amino acids. Gene Ontology annotation, cellular component: ribosome. NCBI's taxonomy places the organism in Eukaryota, Fungi, Basidiomycota, Malasseziomycetes, Malasseziales, Malasseziaceae. Gene Ontology annotation, molecular function: structural constituent of ribosome.
AUGUCUAAGCGCACCGCAAAGGUUGGUAUCACAGGCAAGUACGGCACGCGCUACGGCUCGUCGCUCCGUCGCCAGAUCAAGAAGAUUGAAAUCUCCCAACACAGUCGCUACACGUGCUCCUUCUGCGGUAAGGACACUGUGAAGCGCUCUGCUGUCGGUAUUUGGAACUGCCACUCUUGCAAGAAGGUCAUUGCCGGUGGUGCGUGGACCAUGAACACGACUGCGGCCGCGACGGUGCGCAGCACCAUCCGUCGUCUGCGUGAGAUCAGCGAGGCGUAA